AGAACUAGCAAAUAACUGCAAAAAAAUAUCUCCUGAUCCAAGCGCUCAGCAGGCCGAUUUGGAAAGAUUUCAACACUGUCCCUUGAUUCAAUUUAACUGAAAUAAGACACUUUUUCGACAACAUGCAGCCAGAAUUUUGCUCGACCACAUCGUCAGUAGUGCACAUAAAAAAUAGUUGCACGUAUUUUGGUAAAAGCCGCGAACAGAAAAGCAGCUACAGAAAACGAAACUACAACCCGAAACGGAAACUAAAACGCGACCAGACAAUAAAAAAGUGAAAAACGCUAUGCAAAUGGCCCUUUCCCGCCGCUUCUGCACUGCCAAGUGCAUGAGAAAAUAUCCGGCUGAAAAUGCUAAGCAGACGUGGAGCGCUGCUCAUCCCUAGGUGCCAUGGCCAUCGGACGUGGGUGAGGAGAGACCACUGCAGUGCGGUGGUCCUCACGCGACUGAAUGGUGGAGUGGAUCCAAAAGAGCCUGUCUAAGGCCAUAUAAGUCCCAGCGCAACCAGACUCGCUCAUGGCACUCACACCAGCAAGAGCUCCAGCUCAGACACCCACUCCGGCACACACCCACCUACACACACACACUACCUAAAACAACAACCAACAAGGGUCACAACUGAUGUGCGGUUUUGGUUUUAUGGCUUACGGCUUUGAUUGCUGUCAUCGCUCAAUUGAUUUUUCACUAAUGCCGUCAAUUGGCAAACGCAAAACCGAAAAAAAAGUGAAAUGCAAAGCAUUAAAAACAACAGAACUUGAACGCCAAAAUAAAUAAUUUGUCGAACAGUGAUGUGCGUGUGCGAUUUUGAGGCAAACAAUACAUAAAUCGCCGAAAAGAAAGGAAAGAGCUUAUGUUUGACAUGAAAUUAAAUCGCAUUCGAAAUGGGAACAUGUUCCAUGGUGAACAAUAAAACUAAAAUAGGAUUAGUUGCGGUCCGCGCUUAAUUUCACAGUGCGAAAUACAGGCCUGGCUUUGGAUGGGUUUCGUAGAAUAAUGCGAAAAGUGAAAAUAAACAAAAAUUGUUACA
Molecule: messenger RNA, 1027 nt
Organism: Drosophila santomea
Lineage: Eukaryota; Metazoa; Arthropoda; Insecta; Diptera; Drosophilidae
Exons: 3
Coding region: 622-774 (50 amino acids)
Source: RefSeq, a predicted model, not a curated record